This is a messenger RNA of Sceloporus undulatus (fence lizard), 1812 nucleotides long. It is a transcript of the gene TYW2, whose product is annotated as tRNA methyltransferase 12 homolog. Gene Ontology annotation, cellular component: cytoplasm. The transcript has 8 exons. Gene Ontology annotation, molecular function: tRNA methyltransferase activity. Gene Ontology annotation, biological process: tRNA methylation. The record is from RefSeq and is a predicted model, not a curated record. Bases 273 to 1604 code for a protein of 443 amino acids. Lineage: Eukaryota; Metazoa; Chordata; Lepidosauria; Squamata; Phrynosomatidae.
GGAGAUGGAGGGAGAGGCAGCGGCAGAGGGGCUGGGAGCGCUUUAGGGCUAAGACACACUGCAGGAAUAAUCCAGUUUGAGGCCGCUUUCAGUGCUAGGGAAACCUGGGAAGUGUAGUUUAUUGUGGCCCCAAAGCUCUCUCUCUCUCUGACAGGGAAGGCUAAAUGUCUCACAAAACUACACUUCCCAGAAUCCCCGGCCUUGAGCCAAGGCAGUCAAAGCGAGAGCUGUGUUUACUCUCAUAAAUGCAAUAGUUUCUAGGUUCUUGCAAAAUGGCCGCAGAAGAUCUCUGCUCCAGAGGUACUGUUGCUCUUGUGACAGAGCCACAGUUUGCUCAGCUGUUCAGGAAACAUUUACAAAGGGAGGGUAUCCUGCACAGAGGCUACCGUGUGCAGAAGCUUCCUGACGGUACCUUGGCAUUGCCUGUGUUAAGCCAAAGCUUCGCGGUGCAGCACCUGCAACAGCUGAAGACAAAGAUCCCACCUGGGAGGACCUGUGCUCUGACCUGGAUCCAGAAUCCCAUUCCCUCAAAAGCGGCCAAAGUCCAGUCACCUGUCCAUAAACUCCGUAAUGAACUGCAACGCUUCACAUCAGCCUAUGGAGUCGCCUGGUCAGAAGAGUUGGAGAAAGAUCUCCCUCACUCCUGGCAGCGGCAUGGAGACUUAGUUCUGUUGAGUGAGGACAGCUUUAAAGCAAAACUGUGGAGAAACCUGGGGCAAGAGCUCUGGGAGGUGGUUGCUGGUGCUCUUGGGGCUCGGCGUUUAGCAAAGCAAGGACAUGUGCAGGCAGAUUUAUUUCGAUCCCCAACAGUGACCUUGUUACUGGGGCAGGAUGGCUGGGUUGAACACAUGGACAAUGGAAUCAGAUACAUGUUUGAUGUGACUCAGUGCAUGCUGUCUCCAGGAAAUAUCACUGAGAAACUGAGGAUUGCAUCUCUGCAGUGUGCUGGGGAAAUAGUGGUGGAUCUCUACGCAGGGAUUGGCUAUUUCACCCUGCCUUACCUUGUUCAUGCUGGUGCUGCUUUUGUCCAUGCCUGUGAAUGGAACCCCUGUGCUGUGGAAGCUUUGAAAAAGAACUUGGAACUGAAUGGUGUACAAGAUCAAUGCCAUGUUCACUUGGGAGAUAACAGAAAACUGCAACUGUGGAAUGUGGCUGACAGGGUGAAUCUGGGAUUGAUCCCUUCAUCGGAGGCAGGCUGGCCAGUUGCCUGCCAAGUUUUGCGAAAGGAUGUUGGAGGCAUCCUUCAUAUCCAUCAGAAUGUGGAAUCCUUUCCAAUAAAGGCCCUUGAACUGCCUCACAAACUAAUGCUGGAUCAGUCUGAUGAGCAACGUCUGGCACAAAGGAUGUCAAAUGGUCAAGAAGACAAAAUAGUCCAGGGAGACCACAAUAUUCUCCAGGAUGCUGGAAAGAGAACUCCAACUCCUACUGCCAAAAGUGGGUGGCAGAGGUGGGCAGAGCUCACAGCCACCCAGAUCAGGACUUUGCUGGAGGGGCUGGAUGAGAAGCCAUGGAGGACCAAAAUCCUUCACAUUGAGCAAGUGAAAUCGUAUGCUCCUCAUGUGCACCAUCUAGUUUUGGAUCUGGAGUGCCAGCCUUUUACAUAGCACUUAGGAUGUGGGCACCGAAGAAUAGCCCUAGAACAGCAUCUUCCUGCUGUGGCAGUCAGCUGAGAAUUGUGAGAAAAUAGAUUUGUGGAUACACAGUCAAGUUCCUUGUUAAGCUAGAAUCCUAUGCAUUGUUUGCCAUUUGUAAUCUCAGUCCUCUGUUAGUGUCUUCCAAUUAAGGUCAAGAAUAAAUGUACAAAUAUUGACA